Messenger RNA from Eleginops maclovinus (Patagonian blennie), 1465 nucleotides. It is a transcript of the gene aqp10a, whose product is annotated as aquaporin 10a. The transcript has 6 exons. Gene Ontology annotation, biological process: water transport; glycerol transmembrane transport. The record is from RefSeq and is a predicted model, not a curated record. Gene Ontology annotation, cellular component: basolateral plasma membrane; plasma membrane. Gene Ontology annotation, molecular function: glycerol channel activity; water channel activity; urea transmembrane transporter activity. NCBI's taxonomy places the organism in Eukaryota, Metazoa, Chordata, Actinopteri, Perciformes, Eleginopidae. Bases 255 to 1151 code for a protein of 298 amino acids.
UGAAGGGUGCCUACCCAAUAAAUGAGAAAUAGUAUUUGACCAGCUGUGGAAGAAGAGAAGGCAGAGAGGACGUGGGAUACAGUGCGCAGGUCUUCAGAUGCUCGGGUGGAAGUUGUGACAGAAAUAGCUUUCAACUUUUUUUUUUCCUCAGCCCUGACUUUAGCUUCUGGACAGAGAGGCAGCCCAACAGCUGGUGUGUCUGACAGCAGAGACAGAGUUCAGAGAGAGAUGAAAAGAAGGAUUUACCUCUAACAAUGUUGAACCGCCGAGUUGUGAGAGUGAGGAAUCCUCUGAUACGAGAGUGCAUGGCUGAGUUCUUGGGAACAUUUGUCUUGCUGCUCUUUGGCUGCUCUGCUGCAGCACAGGUAAAGACAAGCAGAGAAACUAAAGGGCAGUUCUUGUCCGUCAACAUGGCCUUCUCUGUGGGAGUGAUGUCAGCUAUGUAUCUCACCAAGGGCAUCACAGGAGCUCAUCUGAACCCGGCUGUGUCUCUGAGUUUUUGUGUGUUGGGCCAGGUACCCUGGGGAAGGCUGUUGCCCUACUUUCUCUCCCAGCUGUUGGGGGCUUAUGUGGCAUCAGGACUCGUCUACCUGGUCUACUAUGAUGCUAUAAUGGAAUUUAGUGGAGGAGUAUUGACUGUCUACGGCCCAAAUGAAACAGCCUCUAUAUUUGCCACAUAUCCCACAGAGUACAUAACUUUGGGCGGAAGUUUCCUUGACCAGGUAGUGGGCACUGGCAUGCUGAUGUUGUGCAUCCUGAGUUUGGGUGAGAAGAGAAACACCCCGGCUCCCCCGGAGCUGAUACCUGCAAUAGUGGCAGCGAUUGUCCUGGGGAUCUCCAUGUCAAUGUCAGCCAACUGUGGCGGUGCAAUAAAUCCAGCUCGGGAUCUUGGGCCGCGCCUUUUCACACUGACUGCAGGCUGGGGCACUGAGGUCUUCACGUGUUACAACUACUGGUUCUGGGUGCCCCUGGUGGCCCCACUUAUAGGAGGUGUUAUAGGGACAUUCAUGUAUCUGAUCUUCAUCCAAUGGCAACUGCCUGACCCCGACCCUCCUGAGAGGCUCACCCCUCUCUCUACCAUCAGUGAUAAAGUCCUGCAGCCCAGCACAAUGUGGGACAAUGGAGAGGACUUAAAGGCAGCACAUCUGUAAUUGUUACUGUGAUGAUAAUAUUUUAUAAUGACAGACAGUUAAAGACAAUUAUCUGGUUGUGAGUUUGAGAAAACAAAUCCCUGAGUUUAGCCACUGUUAAGACGAACAUUGCUCUUGUGAUCUUCUUCUGGAUUACUAUAAUUCAGAAAUAUCUUAUUUUAAUAAUGUAUGAUCAAGAAAGAGUUUCUUAAACACAGUCUAAAGAUGUGGAGGCAGCUGUGAGAGAUAAUGAUGAUGCUGUUUACAUUGAUGUCUAUAUUGUUUGUAAUAUUGAUUUUUUUCUGAAUUGUAUUUACUUUUUUAUUAUGCCAUCA